Vavraia culicis subsp. floridensis is the source of this 1665-nucleotide messenger RNA. RefSeq lists its product as uncharacterized. The record is from RefSeq and is a predicted model, not a curated record. Gene Ontology annotation, molecular function: asparagine synthase (glutamine-hydrolyzing) activity. Lineage: Eukaryota; Fungi; Microsporidia; Pleistophoridae. The coding region runs from base 1 to 1401 and encodes 466 amino acids. The transcript has a single exon.
AUGUGCGGAAUAAUCGUGGCCAACUCCACAAUUCCAGAAAAAACGAAAAAAAUGGCCAUGAACCGUGGACCUGAUGCCAUAACCGAGACAAAAGUGAGCAAUUUCACCUUUAUUUCCACCACUUUAUCAAUACGUGACUGUCCUACAAGGAAGAAUGGCGAAAGUAUUCUGUUGUACAACGGAGAAAUAUAUAAUGGCGCACCUAGUGACACUGAUUCUGUGCAAGAAUGUCUAGAAACUAUCUGCGAGUGCGCGGAGUGCUUCUGUGUGGUAAAAAAGGUGUACGAAAUGGUAAAUGCAUAUGAAAACGAAGUGGCCAUUUGCUUUUAUUUCAAGAACUGCAUUUACUUUUUCAAAGACGAUGUUGGGAGAAAAAGCUUUGGCUUCACAAUUACUGACGUUUUCUAUGCUGGAUCCGUGGGAUUUGAGAUCGAGGCCAAUCCAAACCUUCUGUACCAAUAUCGGUUACGGGACCAUAAACUUCUUUGUGUACCUAAGGAUGAAAAUACUACUUGCCAUAAAGGACAAGUCUGUCAGCAGAAUGAGAUAUUGCACGGGCCUUUUCUUCUUAAACAAGGUGUGGUACGAAUCAACUGGUGCGAACCGAAAGAUUUAGAAUCACAGGCGAGAAUACUGGAAAAUCUUCUUAUACAAAGCUGCCGGCGAAGAGUGCAUCGUUUUGAUAGUGUGAUACUUUUUGGUGGUGGCAUUGAUUCGUUGAUCGUAGCAAUGGUGCUGAACAAAGUUUUGGAAAAAGAAAAGGCAAUUUAUCUGGUCAACACUUCUUUUGACGAAAAAAAGAGCUGGGACAGAUCAUACGGUCUGGCGAAUUACCAGGCACUGUGCGAUGUCUACAAAGAGAGAGAAUUUGUGUUUGUAGAGAAUGAUGUUUCGUUAGAAGAAGUGAGCUGCGUUUUACCUAUGAUUGAAGCAUUGGUAUACCCCAAAACAUCAGUUAUGGAUGUAAACAUAGGCUUGUGCCAUUACUUUUCUGCUAAAAGAGCCAAGAACUACACUAAGGUUGUGUAUACAGGGAUGGGAGCGGAUGAACUUUUUGGUGGCUAUGCUAAGUAUUUGAAAGGUGUAAAUAACGCGAGAUUGGCCAUUGAUCGUGAUGUUAAGACGCUGUUUAGAGAUAAUAUUGGUCGAGACGAUAGAAUAAUUGCUGAUAACGCGGUUGAGAUGAGAGCACCAUUUUUGGAUAAAGAUGUGGUGAAAUUCGCACUCGGUCUAGAUUUGCCCUAUCUUGUAAAUGCUGGUGAGCAUAGAAACGAACAGUGUGGAAAAGUAAUACUGCGCAAGAUUCUCAGCUUAUCUGGUUUUGAAAAUGAAUCUGAAAUUAGCAAAAAAGCUGUGCAGUUCGGAUCGGGUCUCAAAAAACAGGAAAAGAAAUUUAGAUGAUCCUUAGUUUUUUGAAUGAUCGUUGUUUGUACAGACACUCCUAUGCAACUAUCUACGUGUUUAGCAGUACUUUCUAGAGAAAUUACCUUGUGCAGAUGUUGCAUGAGUUCUUUAGCGGUUGCUCAUGGUAGUGUUAUACGGUUUUACUGCACUGUAAGUGCAUUUAAGUAAAUACGGUGGUAAAUUGAAUUGCUAAGAGGAUUAGAAUGGCAGUGCCGGAGAUACUUUUUAUUUCCACUGCAUACGUUGAAGAAAGUAAAAAUU